UCAACGAUUUAACUAUUGUCGUCAGUUACGUGUGGUUGUCAGAUAACGUAAAGAAAGUGCGAGUGCUUCCUGUAAACGUAGGAAAUUACAAUGAAAUGCUACAGAAAUAGAAUUGAAAACGGACCUUUUCUUCAUUAUCGUAACAAACACGUUCCUCAAUGGCGACUUCAUUUGGCUGUUGGACUUCUUUGUGGUACAUUGUUGGCCAUUUGGAAUGGGUUGGGAUCGCUAAAUGCCACAGUUGAUUGGUCAAUCCAGUUUGCCCAUGAACCCAUAGCUCGGCCUUUCAAAGUACCUGGCCCUGAUUCUCUUUGUCCACCAUUCAAGAGUGGUGAUACAGAACGAAUCAAUUUCAUCGAAAGCACCGGUCAGGAAUGUUUAACACCACGGCAAGCUUGUGGUGUCGAGUCGGCAGCUCGUGCAAAUAGCAAAAUGGACAUUAAAGUUUACCUCAAUAUAGCAAAAAUUGGGCCUCCUGGAUGGGACGAUUUACUCAGACGACCAGGGCGCGUCCGUUCGUGUUCUUUUAAUCAAAUGUUGGAGAAUGAAUUUAGCAACGUUGAGAUGAUAAGAGCAAAUUUCACUACCAUUCUGAAAAACAGCUCAUUUCGUCCGCUAAUCGACUCUGGCAAUUUCCACACAAGUCAUUGGUCUGUCGUGCAAGUCAGCGAUGCCAUACGUCUCAUAUUACUGCAAACAUAUGGCGGCUAUUAUUUGGAUUUUGACAACAUUGUUUUCCGUUCACUUCAUUGUUUGCGUAAUGGAUUCUCGUAUUUGGAAGAGCAUCCUAAUAUCGAAAAUGGAAUCAUGGUGAUGGACAAAGAUCAUCCGUUCCUAUCAUUCCUCAUUCGUUAUCUGAUGCAAACGUACAGCCCGAAGGCGCGUGUCAGUUUGGGACCACCUGCUUUUGGGAAAGCAUUCAAACUGUUUUGUCAAAUCAAUGAUCCUCUAUUCAAAUCUGGGCUGCAUCAAUGUCUCGGUAGUUCAAACCUGACUCUCUAUCAUCCUGACAGUUUCUUCCCUGUGAGACAUUACGAACUGGGACAUUUCUAUUCAACAAGAUGGGAAGGAUUAAACAUACAGAAAAUGGAACACGCAUACCUCACUCACGUCUACCUCUCCAGCUGGGGAAGAAAAGUGCAUCCUAAUUCUUUGUAUUCACGCUUAGCUAGACAAUAUUGUCCAACUGUUUGGCAUUUGACAAAGGAAUCCAACAUUCCUCUGGGAUUUUAAUUAUCUUUUUCUUUAGAAACAAUGGUAGUGUCCAAGAUCUCUCUUGCACCUAUAGCUUUCAUGUCUGUGACUGUGAUGUAUAGCGUAAUUAUAAAAAGGUUUAUGUUUUAUAGAAAUUUAUUGAAAUAUAAAGGGGGUACAACA
Messenger RNA from Daphnia carinata, 1377 nucleotides. RefSeq lists its product as uncharacterized. The record is from RefSeq and is a predicted model, not a curated record. Gene Ontology annotation, molecular function: hexosyltransferase activity. Bases 91 to 1233 code for a protein of 380 amino acids. Lineage: Eukaryota; Metazoa; Arthropoda; Branchiopoda; Diplostraca; Daphniidae. The transcript is spliced from 3 exons. Gene Ontology annotation, biological process: glycosphingolipid biosynthetic process.